Messenger RNA from Thamnophis sirtalis, 3145 nucleotides. Lineage: Eukaryota; Metazoa; Chordata; Lepidosauria; Squamata; Natricidae. The record is from RefSeq and is a predicted model, not a curated record.
GUUGGAUGAUUGAUGCAGAGAGUCGUCCUAAAUUCAGAGAGUUAAUAGCAGAAUUCUCCAAAAUGGCUCGGGAUCCACAACGCUAUCUUGUCAUACAGGGAGAUGAAAGAAUGCACCUGCCCAGCCCAACAGAUUCCAAAUUUUACCGCAGUCUAAUGGAAGAAGAAGACAUGGAGGAUAUUGUGGAUGCAGAUGAAUAUCUAAUUCCUCAUCAAGGAUUUUUCAGCAGCCCAUCAAACUCACGAACACCCCUCUUAAGCUCAUUGAGUGCUACAAGCAAUAAUUCUGCAGUAACAUGCAUAGAUAGGAAUGGGCAGGAACAUCCAGUGAGAGAAGACAGCUUUGUCCAGAGAUAUAGUUCAGAUCCAACAGGAGUUUUCCUCGAUGACAGUCUGGAUGAUGGCUUUCUGCCUGCUCCAGAAUAUGUAAACCAGCAAGUGACCCCAAAAGAAGCAAGUGCAUCUGCUUCUAUGGUACAAAAUCCAGUCUACAGCAUUUUCUCCCUUCCCAUUGAUCCAAAGCCUAUGAAUGAUUCAAAUCAUCAAAAGCUGCAUAACACAGCACUGGAUAACCCAGAAUAUCUCAACACAAGUUUCUCGCCUUUGGCUAACACAGUUUUUGAUAGCUCCUCCUACUGGGACCAGACAACCAACCACCAAAUCAAUCUGGACAAUCCAGACUACCAGCAAGACUUUUUGCCCAGAGACAACAAGCCUAAUGGCAUUGUUAAACUUCCUCCAGCUGAGAAUCCAGAAUACCUAAGGGUAGCAAUGCCAAAAAAUGAAUACAUUGAAGCCUCAGCAUGACUCUGAUAGAGGCUUUGAAUUGUCUCAGCAAUGUAGGAAAGAAACACAGAUGAAAGAAUUGUUUGCUGUAUAUGGUUAGGUUAAAAAUCAUUAUUACAUUUUGUAGUACACUUUUAUCUUCCAAGUGUCUGUACUGUUUCAGCAAGUUUGCCUAGAAUUUCAUUUAUUUCAGUGUUUACAAAAGAUGCAACAAAGAACCAAGAAUUAUCAACCAGCAAGCAAUGUUUUUUCUUAAGCUAUAUAUACAAGUACAGCAUUUUUCUGAAUAUUAACUGCUGUAUUAAGCAUCCACCAUAAGUCCUUUUGAUACCAUAUCUUUUAUAGGUCAUUUGUGGUGGUACUUUUAAAAAGCCUUUAUGAUGGCAAAUGACAAGUUUAUGCCAUGUAGAUCAUAGUGAGAGGAGCACAGAGUAAGUGGAAGGACUUAGACUCAAAUCAUUUUGCCAGUCUCCUUAACAGAGUUACCAGCAGUUUGAUUUAAAGAGAAGCUUGUUCCUAUCCUUCAGUCCAGCUAGUUGAACACCAUCUUAUUUGCUAUUUUAUUUGCAAUGAAAAUAGUUCUUUUUAAAAUGUGAGAAUUCUGUUCAAUAUAACCUUUGAUUACAUUGGGAGAAAGAAUGCCUAGUUCUUCAUACAGCACACACUGCCACUACUAUUGCUGGGAAAUUCUGCAGGUUUCAAUUCAGGAAUGUUGAUAAAAUUCAAAAAGUUAGACAUUCAGGAAUGAUCAUCAGGUACUCUGUCACAUGUCUCUGUAAUGCUCAUUGUAGAUAUGAGUAGCAUUGUUGUCUGUUGUGGUUUUGUGUUUGUAUCUUAGUUUUAUGAUUUUAAAAAUAUGAAAAAUGAACUUAAACAUCUGCAAAUGGAAAACAUUGAUUCUUGUUUUGCACAUACAAACAUUCCACUUCACUGCCUUGCUACAUUUAAACACAGUAUGUAUAUAAAGUGGUGAAGAAAUGCCAUUCGGCUAAAAUCAAAUUAUUACAUACAUAACUGCAUGCACUAAGGAUGGAUGUUGGGGAAAUCUAUUACAAAAACUGAAAAAAAAUCUAUGCGGUGACUCAAUACCCAUUUAUCAUGAUUUUAUGCAGAAAUUAUUGGUAGAGAAAAAAUAUUAACCUUGGAGAUAAUUGCAUUGAGAGAAAAUAUUUCUGUACCAAAAUUCAGCAUUAUAUGAUAAAUAAAACCAGUUAAUUUGCAGGAGUCAUAUGAAGCAUAAUUCAACAGCUGCAUUUAAAUAGGUAAAUUAACUUAUUCUCCCAAAAUAUACCAUCAAUGUAGGAUGGUUUUCAGACCAAUCAUUAUAUAUUAAACUGAUGUUUUAAUACAAUGCUUGAACCUAUUUUUACUCAGAACUAAAUCUGACUGAAUUCAAUACAGUUGUCUCUGUAAUAGUAUAUAGGAUUGCAGUCUAGUAGUGUAAUACAGUAUAGGUCUAAUUUUAAAAUAAGAUCUAUUAAAAUUGGUAGGAUUUAUUUUUGUACUAAUAUUCAUAAUAUCGUAGCUUGACUAAGCCUGGCUCCAUUGAUUCUCCUGGUCUCUUAUCUCCUGGGAGAGGGUAGCAGUGCUGUCUAAUACUGUUAUCCCUCUUAUUUUGAGUUUAUGACUGCGCUAUAAAGCCACUAUACAUCAAUUUCCAUAUUGUUCAAAUAACAGUGAAUGUAAUAAUUAGAAUCACUGCCUUAAUUACAAAUGAAAAAUCAUUGAGCAAUAAUUAUUCCUCUUUUUAAGGAUACUAUAAAUUCUGCUAGUAAAGUACAUGUAGAAAAUAGCCCUGGGUAUAAUUCAUUAUUUUGGAUUAUGGCAUUUCAUAUCCCAGGAAAUAUAAGGUAAAAAUAAUCACACAGUGGGGGGGGGGAAUCACACACAUGAAUGUAUCAUCAAAAAGUUGGUGCUGUUCUAAAUAGUUCACUAUGAAGCACCAAUCAUCAUGAAUAUCUAUUCUUUACAAUGUUGAUUUGGCUCUGGGUAAUGGAAACGAAAGACUAUAGAAACAAUACAUUUAUCUGGAAACUCUGAAUUGGAGAAAACAAAUCCAGUAUCUUACUGUGAAAGUAUUUCAAAUAUUUUACAUAUUAAUUGCAUAGAAGAGAUAAGACUUAAGGAUGCCUGCAUAUAUGCUGAUGGUGGAUGCUAUCUGUUUGUGUCAAAUUUUCAAUUAUAUGAACCAUAUCUCUCCACAUUGUAUAACAUAUAUUACUUGUAUUAUGAUCUGGCAGUUUUGGCUUUGAUUAUGUCUAGCAAUCAUGUUUUUAUGGUAGCCUCAUUUCCUUUUACUAAUGAUUCUGAACUUAAUUGCAUUUUCCAGUGAAUUUGGCCAAAAUAUAUAAAGCAAAUGA